This is a messenger RNA of Cladophialophora yegresii CBS 114405, 1593 nucleotides long. Its product is annotated as cytochrome P450 oxidoreductase. The record is from RefSeq and is a predicted model, not a curated record. NCBI's taxonomy places the organism in Eukaryota, Fungi, Ascomycota, Eurotiomycetes, Chaetothyriales, Herpotrichiellaceae. Gene Ontology annotation, molecular function: oxidoreductase activity, acting on paired donors, with incorporation or reduction of molecular oxygen; monooxygenase activity; heme binding. The transcript is spliced from 2 exons. The coding region runs from base 1 to 1593 and encodes 530 amino acids.
AUGAAGCUCGAGAGCGUCGACCACUCCGCCUUCACGGCUGGAUCAACAACGAGCAUUCUGAUCCGAUAUGCUCUUUUAACGAUCUCAGUCCUCCUGACAACCCGCGUCCUCAUCUUUGUCUACCGCUCAUUAAACUCGCCCCUCCGCUCCGUUCCUGGGCCCCUUGCCGCGCGUUUCUCCCGCCUAUGGUAUUUGUACCGGCUCUCCCUCGGCCGCUGGGAACAUGAUGACCUAGCGCUACACCGAAAAUACGGCCCUGUUGUCCGCGUCGCGCCGGAUAUGUACAGCAUUGAUCACCCUGAAGUGGUCAAGAAGGUGUACGGGAUCAACAGCAAGUUUCCGAAAAGUGACUGGUACUACGCAUGGCAGCAUCCGGACCCCAAUCGGUGGACGUUGUUCCCGGACCGGGAUAUGAAGCGCCACGCGGAGACCCGGAAACGCUUCCAGUCAAUGUACUCGAUGAGUAGUUUGGUCAAUUACGAGGGCUACGUCGACGCCUGUGCGGAAAUCUUUGGGCAGAGAUUGUCUGAGUUUGCAGCCAAGGGGGAGACCAUCAACAUGGCGCAUUGGUUCCAGUGUUAUGCAUUCGAUGUCAUCGGUGAUAUCACUUAUUCGCAGCGAUUUGGCUUCUUGGACAAGGGAGAGGAUGUGAGUGGGUUGUUGAAGGCGUUGCAUAGUGUGUUACAGUAUGGCACUUUGGUGGGAGUAUAUGCUAAAUGGCAUCCGUGGAUAUUUGCCAUUUCAAAUCGACUGGGUCUGGGAGGCGGUGGAGGGAGGGUGACUUUGAUGGACUACGCGAACCAGAGGAUCAAGCAACGGGAAGCGGAGAGGAAGUCUGGGGUCGAUGUGGAGAAGAUGGGCGAAAGAGACGAAAGCGCACCCAUGGAUUUUCUGGAGAAGUUAAUGAGAGCGAACCAGCAUGAUCCGCAGAAGGUCACGCCGUACCAUGUGUUCAUGAUGGGCUUGUCGAACAUCAUUGCCGGGUCCGACACCACGGCGGUCUCCUUGUCCUCAAUUCUCUACAACCUCCUGAGGUAUCCAGACACCAUGCGGAAGCUUCGGGACGAAAUCCGAGAACACGAGGGACAGGGACGCUGUGGCAACCCAGCAGUUUCGUUCAAGGAGAGCCAGGAGAUGCCCUAUUUGCAGGCAGUGAUGAAAGAGGCGCUGCGGAUGCAUCCUGCCACAGGCCUGCCGUUAUGGAGGGUUGUGCCCGAAGGUGGUGUAGAAAUUUGUGACAGGUUCUUUCCCCAGGGGACCAUCGUCGGACUCAACACAUGGUGCGCUCACUAUAACGAAGAUGUAUUCGGUCCCGACGCGAAGCAUUUCCGACCUGAGAGAUGGAUCGAGGCUGAAAAAGAAGGAGGCCAAAGGUUGAGGGAUAUGGAGAAUUAUUACUUACCCUUUGGCCUUGGGUCACGAACAUGCAUCGGCCGACACAUUUCGUUCCUGGAGAUGUCCAAGCUCAUUCCGCAGCUCGUGAGAAGGUUUGACUUUGAACUUGAGCAACCUGAUCGAGAGUGGAACACGGUGAACUAUUGGUUCGUCAAGCCCACAGAUUUUCGAGUGAAAGUCUGGGCGCGUACUCCGUAG